Messenger RNA from Paramecium tetraurelia, 369 nucleotides. RefSeq lists its product as uncharacterized. The record is from RefSeq and is a predicted model, not a curated record. The transcript has a single exon. Lineage: Eukaryota; Ciliophora; Oligohymenophorea; Peniculida; Parameciidae.
AUGAUUAGAGAUGAUUUGAUAAUUUCCGACCCAAUACGAAAGGUAAUAAGGCAGAACCCUCAAUAAAAUAGUGAACCAGAUAUGGAAGAAACUAAAGAAGGUGGCGAUACAAAUUCUUCUUAAUCUGAACAAGAAAUGAGUGAAUACGAAUAAAGUCUAAUCCAUGACUCAUUGAUAUCCUCUUUAACUCCAAGUUAUUUGCUAAUGAGUAGUUACAAUUCAUAUAUAUCGCGAUUCGAAUAAAUAACCAGUAGUUCAGGCUCAGAUUCUUCAAGCUCAAGUUCAAGUUCGAGUUCAAAUUAGACAUCUGAGAGCGAGGAUGAAGAUGAGGAAAGGAAAGAAAAUUUAUCUGUAUCAAUUUCUGAAUGA